Messenger RNA from Miscanthus lutarioriparius, 1221 nucleotides. The record is from the annotation of a GenBank genome assembly. Lineage: Eukaryota; Viridiplantae; Streptophyta; Magnoliopsida; Poales; Poaceae.
AUGCAAGCCGACAACCUGGCAGAGGCGUCAAAGCACGUCGGGGACCAGAUCAACGAUGUCCUGGUUCACUCAAAGUCCAUCUUUGAGCAAUCCAAGGAGAUCGCUACCACUCAAGCAGAACUGAGUAAAGGGCAAAUGGAGAUGUGGGGGCAGAUUGAGGCCGGUAUGGCACGUAUUGAGGAAUCAUAUGAAAGACUAGCAAAUGGGAUGGAUAAGCUAAAAGAAGAGACUGAAUAUAUACAAAGGGAAAUUAAAAGUGCUUUUGAGUCAAUGUCUUCGGAGAUACAGGAUUUGCAGAGCACUGGCGAUGACAUUGGAAGUGUUGCUGGCAAGUCACUGGAGAACCAAAUGCAGCUACUGAAUGGACAGACCCAGGUCAUGGAUGGACUGAAUAAGCUCCACGGCUUUCAAGCACAAGCUCUUGAAGAAAGCAGGGAAACAAUUCAGAAACUUGCACAGUUUGGCCAACGUAAGCAGGAAGAGCUACUGUCCCGGCAGGAAGAAAUCCGGCAAGCUCAUGAGCAUCUCAUCCAAAAUUCUCACUCCAUACUGGAAGCACAGGAAGAGUUCAGAGCAAAGCAAGCUAACAUUUUUGCUGCUCUGGACAAGUUGUACAUUCUGCACAAUGCUAUUCUAGCCGAGUCUCGCUUCAUCGAGGCCUUCUUCUUCUAUUGCUGCAUUGUGUUCCUCAUCUACAUGCUCACCAGUGCAAAGCAAACGUUCAGCAUCAGGGGCCAGCUCUAUUUCGGUCUGUGCAUUACACUUCUGUUGGAGAUUGGGUUGAUCAAACUCGGUGUCGACGACUUCGACAAGCAGUUCUGGGUCAUGUCCAAGGUGUUCUUGGUCCGAAUGAUGUUCCUCGGCGCUGCCACUAUUCAGAUCCUGCACUCCAUAUUCACCUACAGGGACUACGAGGUUCUGAACCAUGGGCUGCUCCUCCAGACAUUGGUGGAGAAGGUCCAGGCACUGGAGGAAAAGGCCGGCGGGAGGGCGCUGUCAUACGGCUCGGAGGAGGAGGAGGAGAGCUUGAGGGACUACUCGUGGGUCUUCGACGAGCUGGCAGACGAGGUGGACAGCAAGAUGGACCCAACAUAUGUCUUGCCGCCGGAGUGGUCGCCUCCAAACCGAAGGCGCAACCAAGUCAUCAUGGCGGAGGAGAUCGGCGAGAAUUCCAUCACGAUGUCGGUCUCCCGGAAGUACAAUCUGCGGCCACGGAAAUAG